Molecule: messenger RNA, 978 nt
Organism: Brettanomyces nanus
Lineage: Eukaryota; Fungi; Ascomycota; Pichiomycetes; Pichiales; Pichiaceae
Exons: 1
Coding region: 1-978 (325 amino acids)
Cellular component (GO): Prp19 complex; U2-type catalytic step 1 spliceosome; U2-type catalytic step 2 spliceosome
Molecular function (GO): U6 snRNA binding; metal ion binding; pre-mRNA binding
Source: RefSeq, a predicted model, not a curated record
AUGGCUCCUCGAAAGGCUGCAAGAGUGCAGAUUGAUCCUGCGGCAGUGAAUUCUGAAUCAAAGCCCCAGCAAACUGGUCAGGUGUUCAAUAUAUGGUAUAGUAAAUGGACAGGAGGGGAGAACAAUGGUAGAGAAGGGUUGGUUCAUUCCAAGACGAGAUGCAACGUGGAAUUAGAUUCUGGUUACACAAGGGCAGACAAGCAUGUGGCUGCGGAUAGCGUCAAUGGAGACAAGUACUUCUGCCUUUAUUUUGCUCGAGGCUGCUGUUGUAAUGGAAAGCACUGUGAGUAUCUACAUCGAAUACCGACGGAGAUGGACAAUUUACCACCUAACGUGGAUUGUUUUGGCCGAGAGAAGUUUAUGGAUUACCGGGACGACAUGGCUGGAAUAGGCUCGUUUUCUAAGGUUAACAGGACUUUGUAUGUGGGGCGAAUCAGUAAUCUGGACGGUAAUAUAGAGCUGGAACUGAGUAAGAACUUCGGCCAAUACGGUGAUAUAGAACGGAUCCGAGUGAUAAAGAGCAAGAAGAUUGCAUUUGUCACUUACAGAUUCGAGAACCAGGCACAAUUUGCAAAGGAGGCCAUGUAUGGACAAAGCGUAACUGGUGAUGUGAAUGAAGCUUUAAAUAUUCGAUGGGCCAGUGAAGACCCAGAUCCUAGUGCACAGAAGAGGAAUAAACAAGAGAUGGAAAGAUCGGCAUUAAAGAAAGCUCAGAAGUUGUUGGAAGAAAUGAAUAGGCAGAGACUGAAGGAAGGAGUGAAGAGUGUGAAGGAGAGUCCUACUACUGAUCAUGUUGCUACUGAUCCUGCUUCUACUAAUCCUCCUCUGCUUGAGAGUUCUCCCUCUAUCAUUAUCAAUACAGACAGCCUCAGUGCUUUGAGGAAGUUAAAGAGAAGGAAGAUAAUUAAAAAGCAUCAGGAUUCAAUUCAAACACCCUUGAGAACCAUCCUGGCAGACUACUCAAGUGACAGUGAUUAG